AUGGUCAUCGACCCAAUCGAAGCGGAGCGACAGUUCAAGAUCGACUUUUUCGAAUUCUACACAUUGCUGGAGCGCGGACUGGUGUGUUUGCUUGCCGUUUGGGGGAUUGUGAUUACUUCUGCUGUUGCGCCGGCAAGCAGAAACCGAUUGAGUGAUCAUGGACCUUCGCCCCAAAACAACAACGCAACCAAAAAUCAUUCCGAUCCCAUCAUAGGCGACUCGCGCACAUUUCAUGGCGUCGCUCACCGGUUCCACGCCAACGUGCUCGACGCCCUCGACCACCCUUCGAACCCUUUGUACCCAGUUCUCGGUGCCGGGUCGGGAGACGCCAGAGCAUAUAUCGGCGUGGCCAAGGAAUUUCGCAACAAAUGGAAGGAUGUGGAGCAGCGACCUGACGACUCUUUCGUUGGCGACGAGCGUGUCGAAGAGGAGUGGGACCGUGCAAAGGUCAAACGCUACGAAAAGGUGUUGCAGGAUCUGAGACUUGAUGAACUGUUGGGGACGGUGCUGGCUGCGCUUGAAGAGGCUGGAAAACACGCAGAGGCCGAAGUGGCUAGAUUGGAGAAUCUGUUGGGCAACAGUGCCGCGGUGGACGCGAGGAAUAGUAGGCGCGCCACUGCUGCUGCUGCCGCCGAAACAAGUGGUCAGGACGGUGACUUCGAUAUGAUGGAUGCCCCGUUCGAGGUUGCUUCUGGUAUUGCUGGCGUGGCUGUGCCUGAACAGUCCCGGGACAAUGGCAAUGGGAGUGCGAAUGGUUACGGGUACGCGUACGAGUAUCGGUAUGAUCAUGACUAUGAUGAGAUGGAGUUUUGA
Molecule: messenger RNA, 813 nt
Organism: Exophiala dermatitidis NIH/UT8656
Lineage: Eukaryota; Fungi; Ascomycota; Eurotiomycetes; Chaetothyriales; Herpotrichiellaceae
Exons: 1
Coding region: 1-813 (270 amino acids)
Source: RefSeq, a predicted model, not a curated record